This is a messenger RNA of Onychomys torridus (southern grasshopper mouse), 2205 nucleotides long. It is a transcript of the gene Tmem33, whose product is annotated as transmembrane protein 33. The record is from RefSeq and is a predicted model, not a curated record. Gene Ontology annotation, biological process: membrane organization; endoplasmic reticulum tubular network organization. The coding region runs from base 155 to 898 and encodes 247 amino acids. Gene Ontology annotation, cellular component: endoplasmic reticulum; membrane. The transcript is spliced from 8 exons. NCBI's taxonomy places the organism in Eukaryota, Metazoa, Chordata, Mammalia, Rodentia, Cricetidae.
GGGCACUUCCGGUUUUGCAACCCGGGGAGCCGGCGGCGUUGGUCGGCCCUUUAGGGCCUUGCUCGGAAGCUCCGCCUUCUCUUGGGUCUUUCUAAAAAGACCAGCGUUGGUCGGGACCGAGUGGGACAGCGUCCCGGGCUCCUGCGUGUCUCCCAUGGCGGAUACGACCCCGAACGGCCCCCAAGGGGCGGGCGCUGUGCAAUUCAUGAUGACCAAUAAACUGGACACAGCAAUGUGGCUUUCUCGUUUAUUCACAGUGUACUGCUCCGCUUUGUUUGUCCUGCCUCUUCUUGGGUUGCAUGAAGCAGCAAGCUUUUACCAGCGUGCUUUGCUGGCAAAUGCUCUCACCAGCGCUCUGAGGCUGCAUCAGAGAUUACCACACUUCCAGUUGAGCAGAGCAUUCCUGGCUCAGGCCUUGUUAGAGGACAGCUGUCACUACCUGCUGUAUUCACUCAUUUUCGUCAAUUCCUACCCCGUUACAAUGAGUAUUUUCCCAGUCUUGUUAUUUUCUUUGCUUCAUGCUGCCACAUACACAAAGAAGGUCCUUGAUGCAAAGGGUUCAAAUAGUUUACCUCUGCUGAGAUCUGUCUUGGAUAAAUUAAGUGCUAACCAGCAAAAUAUCCUGAAGUUCAUUGCUUGCAAUGAAAUAUUCUUGAUGCCUGCUACAGUUUUUAUGCUCUUCAGUGGCCAAGGAAGUUUGCUGCAGCCUUUUAUAUACUAUAGAUUUCUCACUCUUCGUUAUUCCUCUAGAAGAAAUCCAUAUUGUCGGAACUUGUUUAAUGAACUGAGGAUUGUUGUGGAGCACAUUAUAAUGAAGCCCUCCUGCCCACUGUUUGUGAGAAGACUUUGUCUCCAGAGCAUUGCCUUCAUUAGCAGACUGGCACCAACAGUUGCGUAGUUUAACCUCUAGUUAAGCUGUGGGUAGAAGAUAGCAUUAGUAGCUGGUAAUUCAGAUAGGGGUCUCAAAUGACAGGUCUAACACCGACCUCAGUUCAAUUUACAUGAUUUACAUAAAUGCAUCUCAGUGCAAAAAUAAUCAUUUUCCUGGCAUGUUAAAUCAAGCCUUUAACAGUUUCUGAGAAAAUUGUACUGUAAACUAUUGUUUGUGGUUAUAUAAAUUUGUGUUUAGUGAUAAAUGUUACUAAAUUGUUUUAGAUGCUGCUAUGCCUACAUCAUGAAAUACAUUUAUUUCUUUUCAAAAGAAUUCUGAAAUUUGUUUCACCCCAACCAUUAACCCAAGUUAUGUCUGGAAUGAGUUCAUUGUGGUAAUAGAUGAAUUCAGUAUAUUUUGAGAGUAUUUUUUCCAUUCAGUAAUUUUGGUUGAGAUUUCCACAGAAGCACAUUCCCCUGUAGUUUGGUUUCACAUUUAGCUUGUGCUGCUUGGCUAGGACAGAUGUGUUUAGCCUAGUUCAGUUUCUUGACUCCAGUUUUCUUGGUUUCUUAGGCUUGAAAUGUCCUAGAAAUUUGCAGCAGCAGUUCUGAUGCCUUUGAAAGGAUGUGAUUGAAGAUUGAGCAUGUGAUUACACUUGUAUGUUCUGAAAUAAUGAAGACUAUUCUGUAGAUUACAUGUUUAUCCAGCAAAUGUGAUUCAAAAGGUUAAAUGGAAAGGUUUAUAGGUAAGGUAAUUAAUGGGGAAUAGUUGAGGGGGAUAAUGGGUGUUUCAGCCUGGUAAUGCAUACAUUAGUUUGGGAGGAUUGGAUGUAUAAUGCAUCUGUGACUGGGGCUGGAUAAUAUGUUCAAGUCUUUUAAUUGAGUUUCCAUAAAUUCCUCUAUAAAAGUCAUUUUGAUCCUUAUUACUGUUGCAUGAUUGGAAAUACUUAAAACAAUGCACAAUUUUAGUAUAGAGUAUUGUAAUGUUGUGGUCUUUUUUGUACCCAGUUCUCUUAUCUGCAUGUAAUUUGGAUUUCUCAAUAUAUUCAUUAGUAACUUGUAACAUCAGUUUUCUUUUUGUAAACAACUCCUAAUCUAUAGAAAGGUGAUAGUCUUGGGGUAGACUUCCAGAAAAUACUACAUGACAGCUUAGCUUUAACCAGCUACUUUUACAUUUUUAUAAUAUUUAUCUACCAAGUUGGAGAAGCAACUUGAUAAUAUCCUGUUGAUUUUUUUUUAUGUAUGUGCCUAGCCUCCUUAUCACUAUAUAUGUAAUCUAAUGGUUUUAAAAAUACAACUUUGUAGAGCAAUAAAGUGACUGUAACAUUAUGUAAA